AUGCCAUCGGAUCUGAUGUCUCGCAAUGAUGUGGGGUGUACCAGUUUUAAUUACAACACAAGCAUUGUCCCAGCUCUCUACUGCUUAACAUUCCCCAUAGCCUUAGUGCUGAAUGGCGUGGCAGCUUGGGUGUCUCUGCACCUCAAGUCCACCACCACCUUUGUGGUGUACCUGAAAAAUCUUGUGGCAGCUGAUCUAAUCAUGACCUUGAUCAUUCCAAUCAAAGCUGCCAGUUACAUGCCGAGUGCAUCAUACAUGUUAUAUGAAUUUUCGUGUCGUUAUUCCAGUGUCAUUUUCUAUAGUACACUGUACGCAUGUAUCAUUUUGCUGGGCCUCAUCGGUCUGGACCGUUUCUUCAAGAUCGUGAUACCCCACAGCAAGUUUGGUCAGAAUCUAACCGUAAGCAAACUGAUAUCAGCCUCAAUCUGGCUGAUCAUGUUUGGAGCCACUGCUUUACCUAAUAUAAUUCUGAGUAACAAAUCAGUGGCUAAUUUGACAGAUAACAGGAAUUGCAUGAAGUAUAAAGGACCGGUUGGGAUUGAAUUCCAUCAAAAUGUAGUACUUUAUAUGAAUGCUUUAUUCUGGUUUGUCAGUGUGGUCAUUGUGGUUUGCUACAUUUGUAUUGCAAAUAAGGUCAUCCAGUCUUUCAGAAACUCUGGCAGCAAUAACAACCAGGGAAAGAAGAAGAUCAAACUACGUGUUUUCCUGGUUGUCAUUGUGUUUUUUGUGUCAUUUGGACCAUACCACAUUGUCAGGAUCCCAUACACUUUCCAACAAGUCCAAUUUUCUUCUGAGGUUAGCUGCGCUUACCUAAUAGGCAAGUUUGCUAAGGAACUCAGCUUGUGGCUUGCAACCACCAACAUCUGCCUUGACCCACUUCUCUAUGUCUUCUUGUGUCGAGAAUUCAAGGACAAGCUUAUUUCUUUGAUGAAAAAUGUAUCCAUCUUACUCAAAGUAGCCUCAGCAGGCAAAGAAGAGGGCACUUUACCACAGACUAGAUUCUGA
Molecule: messenger RNA, 1005 nt
Organism: Scomber japonicus (chub mackerel)
Lineage: Eukaryota; Metazoa; Chordata; Actinopteri; Scombriformes; Scombridae
Product: P2Y purinoceptor 13-like
Exons: 1
Coding region: 1-1005 (334 amino acids)
Biological process (GO): G protein-coupled receptor signaling pathway; negative regulation of adenylate cyclase activity
Cellular component (GO): membrane
Molecular function (GO): G protein-coupled purinergic nucleotide receptor activity
Source: RefSeq, a predicted model, not a curated record